Molecule: messenger RNA, 987 nt
Organism: Symbiodinium sp. CCMP2592
Lineage: Eukaryota; Dinophyceae; Suessiales; Symbiodiniaceae
Source: the annotation of a GenBank genome assembly
AUGUUUGAGGACAAAGUUACCGACGAGUUUGUGGAGGAAGCUUUGGCAUCAUUAGGUGCAGGCGGCGACGUCGCCAUGGCAGAUGCUAGCGCUGACGUGGAGAUGACGCCGGUAGACGACCGGAAGAUUGGGGACCCGAACCCACCCGAGAUCAAGGAGAUGAUCAACCAAGACUUGCUGAAGCAGGUCAUGGAGAUGGGAUUCACCGAGGUUCGAUCCGAGAAGGCCCUGUUCAAGACCGACAAUGCCAGCCUUGAGCACGCAGUAAACUGGCUAGCAGAGCACGCCGAGGACGCCGACAUCGACCUUCCACUUCCGAAGCCCGCGGCUCCCAAGCCCAAAAUGAGUAAAGAAGAGGCCGAAGCCAAAGCCCUGGAGCUACAGAAGCGGCUCCGCGAGAAGAGGGCAGAAGAAGAAAGAAAGUCCGAGAAAGAGAAGGAGCAGCAGCGGAAGGAAAGCACGAAGAUGAUGGUCGAAGCCCAGGAGAAAGCCAAGGAGGAGGACCGCAGAAGGGCGAUAGAACAGCAGAUGCGUGAGAAGGAGGAGCACGAAAAGCACCGGCAGGAGCUGAAAGAGAGGCUGAGACAGGACUACAUCGAUCGAUUUGGAUGCGAACCCCCGGAAGAGAAGGAAGAAGAGACCGUGAAAGAGAAAAGCAGCAAGGAUCAGCUCGCCUUCCAUUUGAACAAGCUGAAGAAGAGCUACAAGGACACGGACAAGGAGGGCUUGAAGACGUGCCUCAACACGCUGAAGAUAUAUAUCAAGAACCUGCACGAGAAUCCUCUGGAAGCCAAAUUCAAGAAGCUGAAGCUGGACAACAAGGCGUUCCAGAGCCGGAUAGUUCCUUUCGAUGGAGCCCUUGACGCGCUGGACAUCCUCGGUUUCGAGAAGAAGGAGGACUGUCUGGAGCAGCGCAAGUCGACACCGGAUGGCUUCCUUUGUGGCCAAGCUCUGAAAUUUAUUGACCUGAUCCUGGGCCAGAUUUGA